This is a messenger RNA of Jaminaea rosea, 616 nucleotides long. RefSeq names its product Rba1 protein. Bases 1 to 381 code for a protein of 126 amino acids. The record is from RefSeq and is a predicted model, not a curated record. The transcript has 4 exons. Lineage: Eukaryota; Fungi; Basidiomycota; Exobasidiomycetes; Microstromatales.
AUGUCGUCAUCAUCAUCACCAGCUCUUCCGCCCCCAAUCGACACUUCAGAUCCACGCCGCUUCGAUCGUGUGAGGCCCUUCACCCUGCCUCGCGCGUGGAGGGAGGAGUCCUUCGACAUCUAUGGUAGCGUUCUCGGUUCGGCGAGCAUGAUUUCCGGUGGAGCGAUCAUUACAAGGUUGCCUCAGUUGGCGUACAUUGGACUGAUCUUCGCCCUCGCACAUCUCGCCCACCACAAGCCACUGAGCGUACGAAAGAACUCGUCCGACUCGACAGGUGGGCCCUACAUGAGUCUUGCCUUCUCACUCCUGUCGAUCGGCCUCAUCGCCUUCCAGAAGAUCGUCAUCGCACCCAAGGAGGCGCAGUGGCGAGGCGGCAAGUAGCAGUUAGGCCAGACAAGAGAAAUGAAACCGAAAGUCACAUCGUGUAUUGGCAUUGGCGUUGCGCAGCGCGAUGGCUUUAAGGCCGCAGGAUGUCGGAGAUGUCCACAUCCAUCGCAUCAGCUGGUACUUGGAUGCCGUAGUCCCUAGCCAAGAUCUCGUCAUUAUGAAACUUGGACAAGUGCCUCACGCCCGAAUCGCACAGAAUGGUCACGACGGUCGGCCUCCCCUCCUUUCC